Ziziphus jujuba (common jujube) is the source of this 466-nucleotide messenger RNA. RefSeq names its product small ribosomal subunit protein uS14z/uS14y/uS14x. Gene Ontology annotation, biological process: translation. Lineage: Eukaryota; Viridiplantae; Streptophyta; Magnoliopsida; Rosales; Rhamnaceae. Gene Ontology annotation, molecular function: zinc ion binding; structural constituent of ribosome. The record is from RefSeq and is a predicted model, not a curated record. Bases 16 to 294 code for a protein of 92 amino acids. Gene Ontology annotation, cellular component: cytosolic small ribosomal subunit; ribosome. The transcript is spliced from 3 exons.
UUUAAACCGUCAUUGAUGGCCUUGACUCCAUUCUUGGUGUUAGGGUUUUGUUGGCUUCCUUAUUAUAAAACUUCUCUAGUCUUUAAGCUUUGUCAUUCUGUAUCUGAGGCGCAACAGAGGAAGAUGGGCCACUCUAAUGUCUGGAACUCGCACCCAAAGAACUAUGGCCCUGGAUCGCGCACUUGCCGUGUUUGUGGAAACCCGCACGGUUUGAUCAGAAAGUACGGUAUCAUGUGCUGCAGACAGUGUUUCCGCAGCAAUGCUAAGGAAAUCGGUUUCAUCAAGUACCGUUAGAGAGGAUGGGGUCUUGAAGCCAAGUAGCUGCCAACCCGCAUGGAGCUAAAUUGGAGAACUUUUCCUAAUUUUUCGACUUUAUUUUUGUUGUUUUUACGAUCUUGACUAGUUGUAAAACAUUGUGUUAUCUUUGGACAACAACAUGACUUAUAUCAGAUGUUUGUUUUGGUAA